CGCGUGCGCAAACGCACAGGCUGCUGGGACGCCGCCUCCUUUCUAGGUCUUCCAGUUUCCCGGCGUGCUUCGGGCCCGCCAAAUGGGAGGGGGAGACGCAAGAUGGCGGCAGCCGCGAACUCCGGCUCCAGCCUCCCGCUGUUCGACUGCCCGACCUGGGCAGGUAAACCCCCACCUGGUUUACAUCUGGAUGUAGUCAAAGGAGACAAACUAAUUGAGAAACUGAUUAUUGAUGAGAAGAAGUAUUACUUAUUUGGGAGAAACCCUGAUUUGUGUGACUUUACCAUUGACCACCAGUCUUGCUCUCGGGUCCACGCUGCCUUGGUCUACCACAAGCAUCUGAAGAGAGUUUUCCUAAUAGAUCUCAACAGUACACACGGCACUUUCUUGGGUCACAUUCGGUUGGAACCUCACAAGCCUCAGCAAAUCCCCAUCGAUUCCACAGUCUCAUUUGGCGCAUCUACAAGGGCGUACACUCUACGUGAGAAGCCUCAGACAUUGCCAUCAGCUGUGAAAGGAGAUGAGAAGAUGGGUGGAGAGGAUGAUGAACUCAAGGGCUUACUGGGGCUGCCAGAGGAGGAAACUGAGCUUGAUAACCUCACAGAAUUCAACACUGCCCAUAACAAGAGGAUUUCCACCCUCACCAUUGAGGAGGGGAAUCUAGAUAUCCAGAGACCAAAGAGGAAGAGGAAGAACUCAAGGGUGACUUUCAGUGAGGAUGAUGAGAUCAUCAACCCAGAGGAUGUAGAUCCCUCAGUUGGUCGCUUCCGGAAUAUGGUGCAGACUGCAGUGGUCCCAGUCAAGAAGAAGCGGGUGGAGGGCCCUGGCUCACUGGGUCUGGAGGAAUCAGGGAGCAGACGCAUGCAGAACUUUGCAUUCAGUGGAGGACUCUACGGGGGCCUGCCUCCCACACACAGUGAAGCUGGCUCUCAGCCACAUGGCAUACAUGGGACGGCACUCAUUGGUGGCUUGCCCAUGCCAUACCCCAAUCUCGCUCCUGAUGUGGACUUGACUCCUGUUGUGCCAUCAGCAGUGAACAUGAACCCUGCUCCAAACCCUGCAGUCUUUAAUCCUGAAGCUGUCAACGAACCCAAGAAGAAGAAAUACGCAAAAGAGGCUUGGCCGGGCAAAAAGCCCACACCUUCUUUACUUAUUUGAUAUUUUUGUUCAUGGAGAAGGGUGGGGUUGGGUGGGAAUGGGGUGGAUGGGUGGUGGGGGAGCUAAUGAACUAGGGAGGAAAACUUUCCAUGUGGGCAGUAAGUAUUGUCUUUCAGAAUGUCUCCUGGGAGUCCUAACCAUGUAAUAUUAAAGCGGGGGCUAGGGUUGAAAUAUCCCAUGAAGACCUGUCUUCAGAACACUUUCACUGUAGAGGAAUGUUUUGUAUAUCCUUUUAAAUAGACUGCCCUAGCUCUUUCUCAGGCUUUCCAUUAUCUUCUUUUCUAUCUUUCCUUUUCUUCUUUCUCAAAUCAUUUUAAUUUAAAGUCACUUAACUCUGAAAGAGACUCCAGGCUUUCAAGUUGAAGUCAGAGCUAUGAAGAUGAUAGUAGCUUCACCUGCCUUGUGGAUCCAGCAACCUGUUUUCUGUCUCCACAAGUUCCAAGUAGGAAAAGAAACUCCAGGUUUAUCAAACAGAGGGCUUAGUGUUCUUCAGUUGAGCUAACGUUUAAAGUAAAAAUGAAAAUAAAAUAAACAAGUUUUCUGGAUCAGUGGUUUUGAGGUCCAAUAGUUAGGCUUUUCUCUUUUGUCCUUUCUAUUGGAGUAUGAGAAUAUUUUGAUUUUCCUGUAUUAGUGGUCAGUGCCGUAGACACAGGUUGAUAGUUUUAAACUUAAGUAUUGUUUGAACUUUGACUUUUUCUUGUAAAAUCUAAGCACUCUUAUUUCUGAAGUUUCUCAUUUGACUCCAGAGUACCGUCCUCUAUUCUAAGACAUUUCAAGUGUGCUGUGAAGCCUUUUUCUUCUUCUUUUUUUUUUUUUAUGAUCAGUUAGAGCAGUUCCAAUUAAAAAGGAAAAAGAUUUUACUUUGCAGGUGACUGAUGUCAUUAAGAGGACAUGUUUAAGUAUUGGAUUGGUGGUUCUUUCCCCCUUGACCAAGCUCUUGUUAUACAGAGCUCCAGGACAAGACCUGACUAACAAACACAGGAGACCAAGGUAGGAAACAUGAAUAUGAGAUUGUACAGAAAUUUGUACAUUUGUGUAAUAGACCUUUUCAAGCUUUAUGUGUAGCUUUUUACCUGUAACCUUUAUUACAUUGUAAAUUAAACGUACCUUUUGUCA
Molecule: messenger RNA, 2274 nt
Organism: Erinaceus europaeus (western European hedgehog)
Lineage: Eukaryota; Metazoa; Chordata; Mammalia; Eulipotyphla; Erinaceidae
Gene: PPP1R8
Product: protein phosphatase 1 regulatory subunit 8
Exons: 7
Coding region: 103-1158 (351 amino acids)
Cellular component (GO): nuclear speck
Molecular function (GO): mRNA binding; protein binding; protein serine/threonine phosphatase inhibitor activity
Source: RefSeq, a predicted model, not a curated record